AUGUUCCUUUGUCUUACCGAGAUCGAGGGUCACCCAUAUUUAGAAUUCUCGAGUGGGGAUGUUGGUGCUGGAUCUGUGCCAAUGGAGUUCUGGAGACGUAGCCCGAAUUGGAUUUGGGCGGAUUCUGAUGACACUGAAGGCACCGAUAAGGACACUCUGUUUCGUGCAUUCAAAGUCGAUAACAAGACCAUAGCUCUGCUCAACUUAGGCAACAAAAUGUUCUGCAAGCGCCUCACAGACGAGGGAAAGACCAGUUGCCUUAAUGCAGCCGUCCCUUCUACUACUGGAGAAGCCUACCUACGUGUUCAAGAGCCUGUGUUGUCAAGGACGAUUUAUAAUUUCCGAUACGACACCGAAAAUGCUCGGGUCUAUAACGAACAGGUCGUUCUUGUGGCCAAGAAUUCCGCCACCAACAGGACCAAUCAAGCCAACACAUUCGAUGUGAAACUUUCUUAUACAGAGACCAGCACCAGUACUUGGCUAGCUCAUUUUACUCUUGGUCUUGAAGCCAAAGUCUCCUUCCAAGUCAGGGUUCCAUUCAUCAGCGAAACGGGUGUCGAAAUAUCUUCCGAAUACGAAACAGGAAUCGAGUGGGGAGAGACCACUACGACGGCCACCAUGAUGGAAGUUAACCACCAAGUUUAUGUGAAACCGAUGACUAAGGUGACGGUGUAUCUAAUGAUGAGCCAUGGCAUGUGUGAUGUUCCCUUCGUAUUCACUCAAAAAGACACUCUUUAUAAUGGGACCGUUGUCACAACUGAUGUUAUUGGUAACACUUUCACCGGUACUAAUUACUACAACAUCCAAUAUGAGACCAAAGAAGAACCUCUCAGCUCUUGA
Messenger RNA from Gossypium arboreum, 840 nucleotides. RefSeq lists its product as uncharacterized. The record is from RefSeq and is a predicted model, not a curated record. NCBI's taxonomy places the organism in Eukaryota, Viridiplantae, Streptophyta, Magnoliopsida, Malvales, Malvaceae. Bases 1 to 840 code for a protein of 279 amino acids. The transcript is spliced from 2 exons.